Molecule: messenger RNA, 1511 nt
Organism: Pyricularia oryzae 70-15
Lineage: Eukaryota; Fungi; Ascomycota; Sordariomycetes; Magnaporthales; Pyriculariaceae
Exons: 2
Coding region: 400-1293 (297 amino acids)
Cellular component (GO): cytoplasm
Source: RefSeq, a predicted model, not a curated record
GACAAAGCAGCAGCGCCUUACUACCUUACCUACUGCAGGACCCCGACAUGCCGCGUCUGGCAACACCACCGACUAAAAAGCAAACGUGGCCAUUGAAUAAGUCAAACUAACCAUUGUGCGUGACAUUGCUGAGGACUGAAUCAUGAGCUUUACAGCAUAUCUGUACCAUAGGAAUAUUAUGCAAAUGACAGGGCGAACAACAGCCCAUACGAUCGAGACUUGGGUGUGGAUUACAUGCAGCUUGUAGACAGACUCGGACCUAGAUUUUCCUGGCACCACAGCUGCCAACCGAUUGUCGCCAUGGUCCUCUUCACGACACCAUUCUGAGUCACAGCACCUAACAUCAACACAACAGCACACGCGUUAUUUUCCGAGCUGGCCAAACUGGGCUAUGAAAACAUGGUCGACGGGGCAACUGAAGCCAAUCAUCUCAUAAUUGUCUGUGGCCAUGGCAUUUGGCAAGGAGGACCACAGCAUGGCCACAAUGAAGCCGAGUGGCUGAUUGAAAGCUACAAACGCGGCGAGACGUCCACCUUUAUCGAGCAUAUCAAGGCCGGUCUAAAGGCUCUAGCACAGGAUAGCCGCGCAGUACUGGCGUUUUCCGGAGGCCCAACAUGGAAGGAGACGCGCCUCUCCGAGGCCCGGAGCUACGCAAACCUUGCCGCUGCGAACGACUAUUUCGGUUGCAUCCCUCCUACAGGAGAAACCGCUGAAGCGCAUCCGCUGUCUCCGAUUCCGCUUUCUACCCGCAUAAUUGUCGAGGAGCAGGCUUUGGACUCGUACUACAACGUCCUCUUUGCCAUCAUUGCCUUUUGGAGAAAAUUUCAAACCUGGCCCGAGAAGCUCACGGUAGUCAGUCAUGCCUUCAAGAAGGCCCGCAUAGUCGAAGCUCACUGCUCUGCCAUCGGGUUUCCAAUUGAGCAUGUCAACUACAUUGGCAUCAACCCACCUAACCUUCCACCAUGGCUUCUGGCGGCACAAGAUCUUCCCAUAUCCGCUGUCUUGCCGGACAACAAUACCACAACAGGCACCGAUGAUGAGAAGAGUAAGGAGGAAAAGGCGAAUAUGAUGCGGGGUGUUGCAGAAGUUAUUGGGCAAUGGAUUGAGGACCCCCAUGGCACUGGGGAUGCGCUGGCUGGAAAGCGAAAGGCGCGUAAUCCCUGGGGUGUGAGCCAAAAGCUCUUCUCCAGCGAUGAUGAGAGGGCUAGGAGCGGACUUGGAACCGUGUUCCUGAUUGAUGGAACAGAAGCGCUUGCUUCCACCCCCACAGGAAUAGCUUGGACGAAACGCUAAGCUACACAAAUACCGUAGGUAUGAGGCUACGGCACUCGCUACUAAUUUGGUAGUAAUCAUAUCUUAGAUACAGUUUCUCCACUCUUGCCCGACUGUCUGGGUCCCUCGGUUCUAGUGCUCUCGACGAGGAAUUGAACGGCGUCAGUAAUCAUGCCCGGGCUGAAUUCAUGGCCGGCACCUGCAUAAACGCGGUCGUCAAAUACAACGUCCAACUCGGA